Vicia villosa (hairy vetch) is the source of this 3240-nucleotide messenger RNA. RefSeq lists its product as uncharacterized. Lineage: Eukaryota; Viridiplantae; Streptophyta; Magnoliopsida; Fabales; Fabaceae. The transcript has 2 exons. Bases 407 to 2245 code for a protein of 612 amino acids. The record is from RefSeq and is a predicted model, not a curated record.
UUUUUUCUAUUAUCUCUCCUCUUCCCCUUUUUUGUAAAACAACACAACACAUAUUAUCUCUCCUCUUCCCCUUCUCUGUAAAACAACACAACACAGUAACGAUAAAAAAAACGAAACGCUGUUAACACACCACACCACCAAUCCACCGCGGCACCGUCGUUUGUUGAAACACCACACCAUACCGAAACUCUUCACCGUAGUGAGUGAAACACCGCACUUUAACAAAACGUUGCAUCGAAACACUUCACCGUGACGAAACGGCGAAACGCAAACGCACCACCACUGUUGGGGAACUCAAUUUUACAACGGGACUGCAAUAGACGUUUGCCGGUGAAUACUACGGUCUACGAAAUUGAUCUUCAGCGAACACAUUAAACAUAGUGAGAUAUUCCAGGUUUUUUUUACUAUGCCUCCUAAGAUGCCUCCUAAGAAUAGAAAGUAUGAAUGUGGAAAUGAUAAGCGUAGGAAAAAGAAAAAAAUUGAAGAGUUAGUUAGAUCUCAAGCGGGAGCUCUUGAUAAAUUUUUAACUAAAGAAUCACAAGUUUCAAAUGAAAAUGUUGAUAAUAUUGAAGUUGUGCCUAUUGAAAAUGAUAAUCUUGAUAGUGUGCCUAUUGAAAAUGAUAAUGUUGAUAGUGUGCCUAUUGAAAAUGACAAUCUUGAUAGUAUGCCCAUUGAUGAGGAAAUUAAUAAUGAUAAUGAUAAUCUUGAGGAAGUUAAUAAUGAUCAUAAUGUUGAUUAUGAUAUAUUUGAUCCAAGAAAUUGGGACCGUCUUCAACCUAAACUAAUUGAUUUAUUAGUUAUGAAAGGUCCUAAAAGAGAUAAUUCUAUUUCAAAGGGUCCUAGAGAUAGUUUGAAUAGACGUUUUACGGCUAAUUUGUAUACGAGGGCUUUAGCAAAUGGAGAGAUGUGUGAUAGAGAUUGGCUUGUUUAUUCGAAAGAGCUUGAUAGAUUAUUUUGUUUUUGUUGUAAAGUUUUUAAAAAUGGUAUUGGUAAGGGACAAUUAGCAAAUGAGGGUUAUAGUGAUUGGGUACAUGUUGGUGCAAGAAUUAAAGAGCACGAGUUAGGCAUGGAACAUGUUAAAAAUAUGACUACUUGGUAUGAGUAUCGUCAAAGGCUGCAAACAUUUCAAACUAUUGAUAAAACGACUCAAAGAUUAAUUGAGAAAGAAAAGGUUCAUUGGAAAAAUGUUUUAAAAAGAGUUAUUUCAAUAGUAAAAUUUCUAGCUAAACAUAAUUUGGCCUUUCGUGGUUCUCAAGAGAAAUUGUACGAAGAUAACAACGGAAACUUUUUGGGUUUGAUUGAAAUGUUAGCUGAAUUUGACCCAAUAAUCCAAGAACAUGUUAGACGUGUUACAACUCAAAAAGUUCAUGUUCAUUAUCUUGGGCAUAAAAUACAAAAUGAGUUGAUUUCAUUGCUUGGUUCUGCAAUUAAAAUUGAAAUUAUUAGAAAAAUCAAACAAGCAAAGUAUUUCUCUGUGAUACUUGAUUGUACUCCUGAUGUUAGUCACCAAGAGCAGAUGUCUUUGAUAAUAAGAUAUGUAGAUAUUUCUUCAGCUUCUGUUAGCAUUGAGGAAUCCUUUUUAGGAUUUUUGAAUGUGAAUGAUACAACUGGUCAAGGGCUUUUUGAUGUUUUACAAAAUGAAUUGAAAGAGCUUGGUCUCAACCUAUUUGAUGUGAGAGGACAAGGUUAUGAUAAUGGGUCAAAUAUGAAAGGAAAACAUCAAGGUGUACAAAAGAGAUUUUUAGACAUAAAUCCGAGAGCCUUUUAUACUCCUUGUGGUUGUCAUAGUCUUAAUUUGGCAUUGUGUGAUAUGGCUAACUCUUGUAUUAAAGCUAGGAAUUUUUUUGGAGUUAUUCAACGCAUUUAUACAAUUUUUGCCAAUUCUACUAAGAGGUGGAAAAUUUUAAAAGAUAAUGUAAAAGGGUUGACUCCAAAAUCAUUGUCUUCCACUCGUUGGGAGAGUCGUGUAGAAAGUGUCAAAGCUAUAAGAACUCAAAUGUUAGAUUUUAGAGAAGCUUUACUUGAAGUGUCUGAUAAUGAUCUUGAUCCUAAAAUACAAAAUGAAGCUAAAUCAUUAGCAACAAAUGAGCUUGGUGAUUUUGAGUUUUUGAUAGCUAUAAUUAUUUGGUUUGAAAUAUUAUCUGCAAUUAAUUCUGUUAGCAAGAUUUUACAGGAAAAGGAUAUGCUUAUUGAUGUUGCUAUGGAAAAAAUAAAGGAGUUGAUUAUUGAUUUUACAGGAAAUUGAUAUGCUUAUUGAUUUUGAGGAUUAUAGAGAAACAGGUUUUUAUAAGGCAUUGGUUAAUGCUAAGGAAAUUGCGGUUGAAUUGAAUAUCACCCCUACAUUUCCUCAAAGGCGUAUUAUUAAAAGAAAAAGACAAUUUGAUGAGAAUUUGAAUACCCCAAUAGUUGAGCUAUCUGAAGAGGAAUCUUUCAGGAUUAAUUAUUUUCUUUACCUUGUUGAUCAAGUUGUUGUUUCUCUUAAUAAGAGAUUUGAGCAAUACCAAGAGUAUGAAAGUAUUUUUGGUUUCUUAUUUACUUCUCACAAGUUACAAUCAUUGGAUGAUGCAACUUUGAAGUCUUGUUGUAGUAACUUUGAACGGGUAUUGAAACAUAAUGAACAAUCUGAUAUUGAUGGGAAUGAAUUUUUUGCAGAGUUAAAGUUACUUAGAGAAAUGUUGCCUGAAGAAAUCAUAACACCUAUUGAUAUAUUAUUAUUUUCGAAAGGCUUGGAUUGUUUUCCUAAUACAGUUAUUGCAUAUAGAAUUUUAUUGACUAUUCCUGUGACUGUUGCUUCUGCAGAAAGAAGUUUUUCAAAAUUGAAGUUGUUAAAGACUUACUUGCGGUCUACCAUGUCACAAGAAAGACUUAAUGGAUUGGCAACAAUAGCAGUUGAAAAUGAUAUUUUGGAAACGAUAAAAUAUGAAGACUUGGUUGAUGAAUUUGCUUCAAAAAGUGUUCGUAGGAUGACUCUUUUUAAGUAGCUACAUACUUUAAGUUGUAUGAAAUGAUGUUUAUAGUUUAAACAAUAUUUUGAGCCUUUUGAUACUUCCUUUGAUUAAUAUAUAAUUUUAUUUUUUGUGCAUUAUUUCUAAUUAUUGAAAUUGUAUUUUUCUAAUAUUUAGGCCCAUUUUUGGAAUUAGAACAGGGCCUCCGACUUGAUUGGGCCGGCCCUGUACGUAGACCAAUGAGAGUUAGAGGCAUUAGUAAAGUAAUAUUUGAGAUAACAAAUUUAGGACAUGA